ACCGUGCGCACGCACGCACGCACGCACACCCCGAAAAAAAACGACAUUGUGCGAUCAAAUCACGCAAGCAGGUUUUGAUUGAAUGCUGCGCCGCGCUAAAAUCGCCCAUCGCCCAUCGCCUCACCGCUUCUCUCUCAUUUCCCCUCCCCCUUCCCUUUCUCGCCCAUCGCCCAUCGCCCCCAGCAUCCGGCCUGUCAUCUCGCGCCACAUCGUCUGCGCAGAAUGGUGUACGCUUCCUUCAAGAUGGCGACAGUCGGUGCCGGUGCCAGUGCCAGUGCCAGUGCCAGUGCCUGCAACGCGGCUUUGGCUUCUUGUGCUCUGGGCACCUCAUCACCGCCUUCUGGUGCUGGUGCUGGUGCUGCUGCAGAGUUGGCUGACCGCCCGGCGAUAAUGGUCGUUCCCCCUCCUCAUGCACCUGUGCUAUGCGUGAUCAAGAGUCGGUGUGUGAGUAAGUUCGUGGACCAGAGCACACUCUGGACUCACACUCACGACGACGGUUGUGCAAUCGAGAUCGAGCAGCAGACCGGUCACGAGGGAGGUGUAGGCGACGUCACAUGCAACUUCAGCAAUGCCAUGCAACCAAUCGUCCAUCGUUCACGCACACGAGCCCGAACAAUCGUGAAUCGAAUUGGUAUUUUGGACGCUGGCCAAUCGCUAUGCAACAGCAGCUUGAGCCCGGAGACCUCAGCUAGAGUACCAAUGUGAAUGACGCAUGUCGACGUACUGCACCAGAAGUUCGGGUUUGGGGAUCGAUGACCAAGGAGAGGGGAAGAAUGGUGAUGCAUGUGACACCGCAACUGCUGCUGCUGCUGCUGCCUGCAUGCCCCGCCUCACUCUCCACCACCUCUUCGCCCUUCACAUUCACCGUCGUCUCGACUUGAGCUGAAAGUGUCAUAUGGAUAGACU
Ceraceosorus guamensis is the source of this 906-nucleotide messenger RNA. RefSeq lists its product as hypothetical. The record is from RefSeq and is a predicted model, not a curated record. The coding region runs from base 223 to 705 and encodes 160 amino acids. The transcript has a single exon. NCBI's taxonomy places the organism in Eukaryota, Fungi, Basidiomycota, Exobasidiomycetes, Ceraceosorales, Ceraceosoraceae.